Papilio machaon (common yellow swallowtail) is the source of this 3590-nucleotide messenger RNA. It is a transcript of the gene ebo, whose product is annotated as exportin-6. Gene Ontology annotation, biological process: protein export from nucleus. The coding region runs from base 159 to 3296 and encodes 1045 amino acids. NCBI's taxonomy places the organism in Eukaryota, Metazoa, Arthropoda, Insecta, Lepidoptera, Papilionidae. Gene Ontology annotation, molecular function: small GTPase binding; nuclear export signal receptor activity. The transcript has 21 exons. The record is from RefSeq and is a predicted model, not a curated record.
GGUUACUUCGGUUUGCAUUUGAUUUUUCAAUCGCAUUUAUUAAUUUGAGAAAUAUAUGCUAAAAGGAGAUAGUAAUUGUAAAAAUUACUUUCUACAACAAGGAAUAAUGCCUGUCUGUAUAACUAUGUAAUUUAUAAUUUAAACAGAUACAAAAUAUCAUGGAUAAUUUCGGGGUUGAUGAGGCAUUAGCCUCAUUAGAGAUGUUGAUGUGUGAGUUUUUUGCACCAUCUACAAAUAAUUUUCGGAAAAGAGAAAUAGAGAGCAUGCUUGAAAAUUUUUCCAAUGGAAGGGGUUCUUGGAAACAUUGCUUGUUAUUUCUCCAGAAGUCUCAGAACCAAUAUGUACAAAUGUUUAUUUUAACUACUUUGGAGAAUAUUAUAAACAAACUAUGGAUUAGUCUGUCCGAAAAUGAAAGAACAGAAAUUAGAUUAACACUAUGGAAUGAACUUAUGGCUAAGCAUGAAGUGAUGCUGUACUUCAUCAGGAACAAACUAGCUUCUUUGAUGAUUGCAAUUGCUCGAUAUGAUUGGCCCCAUGAAUAUCCUGACUUUUUUACCAAUAUUGUUGAGCUGUUAAGAAGUGAUGGUCACCGUUGUCUGCUGGGUCUAAUCCUGGCUCAGACUGCGAGUGAAGAGCUGGGCGCGGCACGUGACACGGGUGUGCUGUUGCCCUCUACCCGCCGUACACAAUUAGAGCGACUAAUGCUAAAAGGAAUGCCACAAAUGCUGUCAGCUCUUAGCGAUAUACUGGAAAAGAACGCGCAAAAGGAAGGCCAGUCAAAUCCUCCACCAUCACCCACAAGUGGUUUUCCACAAACAUCUGCGUUGCCCGAUUUAUUGGCUAAUGCACAUGAUGUAUGUGCUUCUGACAAAGCUCUAAAUAUGGAAAUAGUUGUGAAAUGUUUAACAACAUUACAACAUUUAUUCUCAUGGCUGCCGCUGUCUUCGCAUGUGCCAGCAUCUCUGGUUACAACAGUGUUUUACUGGGGCAGUAUCGCAACACAGACACAAAGUGGAGAGGCAGCGCUGGCUGGUCUGGGUGGGGUGUGCGAGCUGUUGUACCGACGAUACGCGCCGCCCUCCUCUGCGGCAACCGCGCUGCGUCUGCACCAUUGCUCGCUGCGCCUACUGCGACAUCUCACACACGCCUCCCAUCACUCACUCUACCAAGCACAUCAUGACUAUUUAAACAAAUUAGCAGAAUUCCUGAAGCUGUUUGUCUCUUUGCACUUUAAGAGGCUGGAGGCUGAGCCCGAGUUUGAUGCUAUUGAAUUUUUAUCUUACUUAUUCCAGUAUACAUUCCAGGUUCCCACAUGUACUAUUUUUGUUAACUGCUUAGAUAUAUGGAUACAAUUUAUUGACAUUCUAAAACCUGAGGACACUGCCAAAUAUUGGGAAGCUUUGCAGGCGCUUGUGAACGGUGUCCUCAACAAAAUACAAUUCCAGCACAACAAGGCGCAACUACAACAUCUCGAUAAUGACAUCUGCGAUGAUGAUGGUGAGACAGAAUGGCAAACAUUCCUAAAGCACUGCAUCGAGUGCAUCGCUAGAGUCGCAGAUUUAGCACCCUUAGAGGUCUUCACCUCCGUAUUGGAGCGGUGGCAGUGCCUGGCGGGUGUGUACGCGCGGGCAGCUGGGCGGGGCGGUGUGGGGGGUGCGGGGUGCGCGCCGGGAGCUGCGGCGGCGGGUGCGGAGCCCGAGCGCCUACUGGCCGCUCUGCUAGACCUCGCCACGCUCACACGACUACUGGGUCGACUAGCUCCCGCGUUACUCGCUGAGGCGGAGGGCGGGCGUGGCGCGACUGCGGGCGCGGCGCUGCUGGAGCGUGCGGCGGCCGCGCUGGCCGGCGCCGCACUGACGCGUCCUCACCGCGCGCAUUCGCACACGCACGCGCAUGCGCACGCAUUCGUACAAGUUCAUGCAGAAAUGUUUGCGUGUAUGGGUGCGUGGUGUUGCUAUGCCACGGAGUGCAAUGUUCCGAUACAAACAAUGGAAGGUCUUUUCAACUCCGCAGUGCCGUUUUUAAUACCACAUGAAAUGGCUGAGCCUCCCCUGCUUUGUCACGCUGCCGCACAUCUGUUGCUGAGUCUCUCUAAGAAUGUAAAGUUCUCCAAUGAUCCCAUACUUCUGGUGGGCGACUUAUAUAACCACGCGCAACGCUCACUACAUUAUUUGGAACCGAAGACAGCGGGCGUGGUGCGGGAGGCGCUGCUGUCGCUGUCUCUGUCGCGGGGCGCGGGCGCGUGUGCGGGGGGUGUGGGCGCGGGGGCGGGUGCGGGGGGAGAGGCUGCGCGUGCGCUGCUGGCCGCGUGGGCGGGGGCGUUGCCGCACGCCGGCCCCGCCGCCGCACUGCCCCCCCUCACAGACCUCCUACACGCCUUCGCUGCCGCGCCCACACAACCCAAGAAGAUCCUAGCGGAAGGUAUCCAGGGCGCGGCGGAGACUGCGCUGCGUAUGCUGUGCGAGCCGGCUUAUGCGGCCGCCGAGACCGAGAUCACGGACUUCUUCCUCGCGCUCUUCACCGCCCUGCUGCAGCAGCUCGGCAACUUCGCCUACACCGCCAUCGAUGUCUUCCUAGAAGUUGCACAAAAGGGAGAGAGCGAGGCCAGCCUGGAGCGUCUCGUAGAGUGCGUACGUCUGGGUGUGGAGGCAGGUGGGGGUGGAGUGCGCGUGCGCGCCGUGCUCGAGCUGCUGCACCACCACGUGCUGCCGCGCGCGCAGCCACACGCACCAGGACUCGCGCGUGCAGCCCACCGUCUACUCGCCAGCGUGUUGCUGUACAGAUGGCGUUACUUCUUCCCGCAUAAGUGUGAAGAGGAAGAGGGUGCGCGGCGCACGAGUGAGCUGCGCGGCGCGCUGGCGGCGCUCGGCCGCGCACUGCUCUCUGACGACAUAGAUCUACUGCGCACCGCACUCACCGCACUAGACCUCCUCAAUACUAAAUGGAAACUAUAUCACAAGGUGAUAUUCCGGUCGGAGUUCCUGGGCGAGUUCUUGUCGGUGUUGUUACCGGGCGUGGGCGCGGGAUGCGGCGCGCGGGCCCUGGUGCGGGAGGAGGCGGUGUCGGCGGCGCACGCCAUGGCUUGUGUCGACUUUGCCGCCUUCCGGCACGCCUUUCUGCCCGCCUUCCUGCGCUCGCUGCCCGGACUUGCGCCCCAUCAUGCCGCCCUACUCAACAACUUCCCCUCAGAUACUGACCUGCCAUCCUUCACACAGAACAUACAACGACUGAUGAACGACGUGAACUGCUAUCAGGCAUACCAGUCGCUAGCAGAAAACAACAACAUGCUCGCUUGAACACAGAUAGAAUCAUUUAAAAAAAAUCAACGACGAUUUUUUUUAAUCAUUUUUCAAGGUUAAUUUUUUUCCUUCAAGUUGUUUAGCAACUAGUUGGUUUUUUAACUGUAAAAUAGUGAAGACCCAAAGUGUGGUGGUGAAAAUAUUAUGACAACUCAUGCGUAAACUAUAGUUUGAAUUAAAUUAGUUAAAUGAAAAAGUGUUAACAGUUGAUAUGUUGAAGGAGGUCAACGAUUGAUUCAACUGGUUCGUUAAAUCAACACCCAUUCCUUGCAUAUAUGGCCACGAGUGUAU